This is a messenger RNA of Humulus lupulus (European hop), 1210 nucleotides long. RefSeq lists its product as uncharacterized. Lineage: Eukaryota; Viridiplantae; Streptophyta; Magnoliopsida; Rosales; Cannabaceae. The record is from RefSeq and is a predicted model, not a curated record. The coding region runs from base 370 to 1083 and encodes 237 amino acids. The transcript is spliced from 6 exons.
AUUGCUCAAUCUCACGGGGGUGAUGGUGGAGGAUGCGAUCCUCCACGUGGACCGGCAGAUAUCCCAGCUGAUUGUGAACGAGCGCCUCCAAGUAAACGUGGACGCCAUAAGGGAUUGAACACGCGGGAAAAGAGGGAACAGUUGGGGCGUCCUCUCCCUCUCGAGUGGGAUGUGCGGGGGAGAACAUAUAAAGAGAUCGGAGAGUACAGCUCAAAUUUCUCAAGAGAGCUCGGAUUACUUGUUCGACAGUACACAGAUCCGGACUGUCCUCAAUGGUCAAAAGUACCAAAUGCCUCGAAAGAAAGAAUACUUGCACAUUUGGAAGAUGAUUUGUUUGAUAUUGGGCGUACUAGAUAUGGAGAAGGGCAUAUGCCUGGGAUCUUGAGAGGCAUUGAUACUUCGUGUGCUAAAAAGUAUUCUGACUGGAAGUACGAUAUUAAAGAGCACUUAACGAUUAAUGGGCCACAAAAUCGUUAUGGUGGUUGCACGGAUACGCAGUGGCAAAAAGCAAUUGAUUUUUUCCGUCGCCCAGAAAUUACGAAACGUUCUGUGGUCAACAAGGAAAAUAGAAAGAAAUUGAAAGAGCUUAGCUAUGGAGGUUCUCAGUCAAUCCCAGCCUUACGCUAUAAAAAGCGCAAUUUAGAGACUGGGCAACUUGAGUCCAUCCCGGAUAGCUGGAUGGAUACUCACCAUAAAUCAGGCACAGGGUGGGUGACAGAGACAGCAAAAAAUACUUGGGAGGAAUUGCGUGCAUACCGCGACACACAGCAGACACAGGCAACUGAUACUGAGAGUUCCACACCAGUUUCGAGUGCGCCUGAAGAUGAAGACAUAUCUUUGGUACAAAAUGUCUUCGGAAAACGACGGGGCCACCAGAAAGGAUAUGGACGUAUCCUUAACAUAAGGGACCGAACUCCAUUUGAUUUUCGUCCUUCACAAACUAGAGAUGAAGAGUUGUCUGAGAUGAGAGAGCGUCUUCGACAGUUAGAGGAGCAUGUCCGGACUCAUUGUAUCACCCCGGGAUCUCAAUCUGCCCCACCACCACCACCCGAUGAUCCUGAUGUUGGAGCACCGACUCAGUAGGACUUAUGUAUGAAUUUUAUUACAAUUGACUAUUACAUUAUCAUGUUUAAGACAAGUCUUUAUUUUAAUUCAACGAAUACACUCUUAUGUUUUUUUUUAUAUCUUUAAUAUAAGUGUUUUAAUUUUA